Molecule: messenger RNA, 752 nt
Organism: Ceratitis capitata (Mediterranean fruit fly)
Lineage: Eukaryota; Metazoa; Arthropoda; Insecta; Diptera; Tephritidae
Product: coiled-coil domain-containing protein 86
Exons: 3
Coding region: 94-603 (169 amino acids)
Cellular component (GO): nucleolus
Source: RefSeq, a predicted model, not a curated record
ACGUUCUGUGGAAAAACAUAACAAAAUAUAUAAAAUGCAACCAUGUGCAAAAGCUGGAUCAUAAUUUACAUACCACAUUAAAACUUUGAAGAUAUGGUGGAAGAAAAACAAGAAAUUGUAGCCGAAGAGGUGCCAGAAGCAGACAAAGCGCAGGAAGUAGAGGAAACAAAAGAUACUGCCGUUUCACAAAAAUCUAAAACAAAAACCGCAAAUUCUGCAGCAAAAAAGCAAAAGAAAAAGAAGCCAGAGGUGGAUGCCCCUUUACGUGGUCUACCGAAAUCUGGACGCCCAUGGAAGACACCAAAGCAGAAAUUCACUACAAUCAAAAAGACUACACAACGCUUAACUUUUGAAAAGAAGAUGGAACUGCGUAAUGAAUUGCGACACAUCAAGGAAAUGUCACGCGAUAUCAAAGAGCAACGUAAAGAAGCUGCGGUGCAAAAGAAUCAAAGACGCAUUGAAAAUGCUGAACGACGUUUAGCCAACGAAAGACGUGCUGAAGUGGUACAAAUAAUUAAGAAUCCAUCGAAAUUGAAACGUUUGAAGAAAAAACAAAUGCGUAUGAUUGAAAAACGUGAUACUAGUCAAGUGAAGGUGGUUUAAUUAAGUUCGUGCAAUGAGUGGUGUUGCAGUGCUUAUUGUACAGCUGAAAGCGGGCGGGUAGAUUAAGCUUCAUAGUUACUAUAUAUUUUUGUAAUUGCAAAUUGUUGUGUAGUAGAAAUAAAUUUGCUUGCUGGAGAGCAUGUCAUGAA